Messenger RNA from Trichoderma gamsii, 2337 nucleotides. RefSeq lists its product as hypothetical. Gene Ontology annotation, molecular function: RNA binding; metal ion binding; flavin adenine dinucleotide binding. The transcript is spliced from 3 exons. Gene Ontology annotation, biological process: tRNA processing. The record is from RefSeq and is a predicted model, not a curated record. NCBI's taxonomy places the organism in Eukaryota, Fungi, Ascomycota, Sordariomycetes, Hypocreales, Hypocreaceae. The coding region runs from base 1 to 2337 and encodes 778 amino acids.
AUGGCUACAGAAUCCGAUACCCCCAUCGCGGAAAACCACCCAGAUGUUGAGCCUCAUCCUGAAGAGCGAGCCGCCAAGCGAAUUAAGAUUGACGACGCAGCUCCUGCUCAGAAAGAGAAUGGCCAAGAUGCGCCUGAUGCUAAUCACAACGGCAAUCAUGUAGAGACUUCAGAUAACAGUCAAAACCAGCCUGCUUCCGAGGCCCCAAAACGAGCAGCAGAGAAUGGCGAGCCCAACGACCGUGUCAAGGGCCUGGCUCCGAUUAAGAAGGAGUAUCUCAUUGAUAUGUCAGGGAAGCAAGAUGAGAGAUCUACCGCAGUGGAUGAUGAUGCUGCCGAAGGUCGAGGCUCAGAUCCCCGUGACCAGCCCCGUAGAGACGGGGAGGAUUCCAGAUCCCAGGGGAAGAAGGGGAAGAAGAAGGCCAAGGGUCAAAACAUUGAUCGUUCAUUUGGAAGGUUCGAUGAUGCGAUUCCGCUCUGUAACAGCAGGGCUUAUGCUCGAGAGUUCUCGCCAAAGGAAUGUCCGUAUGGUGAAAAGUGCAGAAUGUGCCACGAUCUACGCAAAUAUCUCAGUGAGGGCCGACGCGAAGACGUGGACGCCCUGGGUGGAAAAUGUCCCGCUUUUGAGGCACAUGGCUUUUGCGCUUCCGGCUGGAAAUGCCGCUUUGUCAAGAGCCAUAUGGAAGAAAUCGAGCACGAGGAUGGCAGGAAGGAGCUGGUUUUGAAGGAUAACCGGCCACCCAAAGAGGAAUCCAAGAAGGAGUCUAAUGAAGAAACUCAAGCGGACGAGCCCGCUUCCAAAGACUCUUCGGAGGACAAAGAGGCGGCUUCUAAUGGCCGAGAGAAGGGCGAAGACGAGUUGCGACCUGGAAUCUUCAAUGUAGUGACUAUGGGUCAAAAGAUUGAGCUGAAUCGCAAACGAAUCGACUUCGCCAAGACGGACCAGUACAUUACGUGGCUAAACCACGAAUCCAACAUCAGCCAAGACUUUCAUCAUCGCCGCAAAGACCAGCCAGAACUGGGCCUCGAAGACCUUCGGGCUCGGUAUGUUGACCCGCCGUUCAAGCCGUCCGAGAAGCGCCGCCUUUACUUUGGCGCUGAGACUCCGACUCUCGCCCCUUUGACCACGCAGGGAAACCUCCCGUUCCGACGGCUGUGUGUCGAGCUCGGCUGUCAGGCUACUUACUCAGAGAUGGCCUUGGGAAUGCCGCUGCUCCAAGGUUCCAAGCCCGACUGGACGUUGAUGCGCGCUCACAAGUCGGAGAUUACACCCCCCAAGAUGAAUCCCGGAGCUAUCCCGUUGUUUGACGACUACAACCACUCACGCGAUCUGAAGUUUGGCGCCCAAAUCUCGGGCAGUGCUCACUGGGUUGUCACCAAGGCUGCUGACGUCCUCAACCGUUUCUGCCCUCACCUUCGGCUCAUCGACCUCAACUGCGGCUGCCCCAUCGACAAGGUAUUCAAGUCAGGCGCCGGAUCCGCACUCCUCGAGGCAAGUGGUAAGAUGGAACGCAUGAUCAGAGGCAUGAACGCCGUGUCUGGCGAGAUCCCCAUCACCGCCAAGAUCAGGACUGGUGUUCGCAAGGACCGCCCGACGGCGAGCCAAGUCAUUGGGAAGCUAGCCUUUGGAGCUCGCGAGCACCGCGAACGACUUGGCGCUCCUGGCUGUGCAGCACUCACUCUCCACGGCCGCAGCCGUGAGCAGCGCUAUACCAAGACGGCGGACUGGGUCUACAUUGGAGAAUGCGCAGCCCUCAUCAAGACGUACAAUGAUGAAAAGGCCAAGAUCACCGACACCAUUGCUGAGCCCGAUGAGAGCACCCUGCCCAACGCCAAGGACGGCCGCAUGUACUUCCUCGGCAACGGCGACUGCUACUCUCACGUUGACUACUACGAGCAUAUUGAGAAGGCCCGCGUCGACUCCGUCAUGAUUGGCCGCGGUGCCCUCAUCAAGCCCUGGAUCUUUGAGGAAAUCGAAAAGGGCCAGUACCUGGACAAGUCAUCCACCGAGCGUCUCGGAUACAUUGAGAAGUUUGUCAAGUAUGGUCUCGAGGCCUGGGGCUCGGACGAGCUUGGCAUCGGAUUCACUAGACGCUUCCUCCUUGAGUAUCUCAGCUUCGCGCACCGCUACGUGCCGAUUGGUCUGUUGGAGCACUUGCCUCCGCGAUUGAAUGACCGGCCGCCAGCGUAUAAGGGCAGAGAUGAGAUGGAGACAAUGAUGGCAUCGGACAAUUACAGAGACUGGAUCAAGAUCAGUGAAAUGUUCCUGGGACCUGUUCACCCAGGCUUCCAAUUCCAACCCAAGCACAAGUCCAACUCUUACGAAGCCGAGGGCUAG